UUUAAUUCAAAGUAAAAAAAAUUAAUUAUUUAAUUCUUUAUUCUGCGUCGAAAAGAUAAAAGAAAACUAUUUAAACAUGUCAACAUAUUUAAAAUCCGAAUACGAGAAAGAGGAUUGGAGAGAGUCCACUAUAUCACGAAAAUAUCCAUCUUAUCGAAGAAAAUUAAUUAAAACCAAUCAGAGUUGGUUAAAAUACAAACAAAUUGAUGAUGAUGCUGAAGGCCUUUGGCGUAUUCACGAUAAACUCUACGAUUUUUCAUCUUUUAUAAAACAUCAUCCAGGUGGUGCUUUUUGGUUGGAACAGACAAAGGGCACUGAUAUUACGGAAGCAUUCGAAGCUCAUCAUAUCACGGCUGCAGCAAGUAAUUUGUUACCUGCAUACGAAGUACGCAAAGCGGCAAGCCCUAGAAAUUACGUAUUUACAUUUCACGAUGAUGGCUUCUAUCGCACCCUUAAGCGUAAAGUAGCUCUUGCACUCAAGGAUCUGGACUAUCGCCCGAAGAGAAAAUCUAAUCUGAUACAUAUAUUUCUACUAUUUACUACAUUGGGCUCAUGCCUGACAGCACCUUUGCUGCAAAGAUUUUCGAGCAAAAUUUUAAUGGAACUGAUAGCGGCUGCAUCGCUUUGUUCACUGGGUAUAGCGGCCCAUAAUUAUUUUCAUCGCAAGGACAAUUGGCAAAUGUAUACAUUUAACUUAACUUUAUUAAAUUUCGCCGAAUGGCGUAUAUCUCAUGCUAUGUCGCAUCAUAUCUAUACGAAUUCUAUGCAAGAUCUGGAAAUGUCACUGUUCGAGCCAUUUCUUUGUUGGGUACCUAGCGAACGUUAUGCUUCCAAACGACAACGCAUUUUAUCCCUUCUAAUACAACCCAUAUUUUAUGUCUUUGUAUAUCCUUAUCAGUUGAUCGAAAGAGCAAUGCAUUCGCUGUUCAGUAAAAACCGAUUGCAUUGGCAUGAUGUAAUCGGUUUGAGUUUACCAGCAUUAAUGCUAAUGGUCUCAAAGGGACCAUUUUGGUCGGUGUUGAUACAAUGGUGGCGCAUUAUACAUUUUAGUAGCUUUCUGUUCACUUUAAUUGGCGUGAAUGCGGGCCAUCACUGCACUACCGCAUACCAUGAAGGGGAUGCGAACCGUAAAGAUCUUGAUUGGGGUCUUUAUCAAUUGGACGCUUGCAUAGAUCGCAACGAAAUCAAAGGCAGCCAUUUUAUGGUACUUAUCAGUUUUGGAGAACAUAUUUUGCAUCAUCUAUUCCCCACUUUAGACCAUGGCAUACUUCCACAAUUGUAUCCUUUACUAUUUGAAACGCUAAAGCAAUUUGAGGAGGAAUUGAGAGAAUUUUCAUUCCCAAAACAAAUCAUUGAGCAAAAUCGACAACUUUUACGUACAAAACCGAACCUUAGAAUAUCUGGUGGAAAAGUAAAAUAAUAUAUAAAUGUAUAUAUACAUCCUAUU
This is a messenger RNA of Glossina fuscipes, 1447 nucleotides long. Its product is annotated as cytochrome b5-related protein-like. The transcript is spliced from 4 exons. Gene Ontology annotation, cellular component: mitochondrion. The record is from RefSeq and is a predicted model, not a curated record. Gene Ontology annotation, biological process: lipid metabolic process. NCBI's taxonomy places the organism in Eukaryota, Metazoa, Arthropoda, Insecta, Diptera, Glossinidae. Gene Ontology annotation, molecular function: heme binding. Bases 77 to 1420 code for a protein of 447 amino acids.